AUGCGAACUCGCUUUCUGAACAACGACUACUUUGCUCUCCCUCCGUCGCAACGGUUCCUACACCUCCCCGUCCCUCGCCUCCACGCGCCGCCUACAUCCGCCGUGCACGACAUCCUGCGAUUUGACUCCACGCUCCCUGUCUCCCACCACAUUGAACCACUGCCGAUCGCCGCCGCUCUCUCCACCUUCCUCUCCUCCGUGCUACCUCACAAAAUCCAUCUCGAACUUCUCGAUCUCGAAGAUCCAGCUGCUGUUCCGUCUCCACCUCGAGAUCGAGAUCGCUCCUCGUCAUUCAGCCGCGGAAGCUAUGAAGAUCAGAAUCCCCAGCAAGAAGGUGAGACGUCAUUUGAAGAGGAUGGACGCCAGAGCUGUAGAAAUGUUUGCUCCAAAGCUGAUACUGAAUUUCCGAAGGAGACUAAAAGAAUUGAUUGCAGUGAUAAGAGCACGAACGCGUACAAAGUGAUUCAAUUCGAAACACCUGAGCUAGAUGCACUAUUGGACAAUGGUUGCUUCAUUGAGAGGGAGUGGGUGCAAAUGCUGGAUCAAACGCCGGAGGUUGAAAAUUGCAUGGAAAUGUUCAAGCCUGAGCCAUCAAUGCAGUUUCCUUACGAGGCUCUGGAAGCAAUACCUCGUGCUGAAAAUGCUAUUUCAGAGUACCUAAAAGUGGAGGAUGCAUAUUCUUUUGAAGAUAGCAUUUCUGUUCGUCACCCUUUGCACUCAGGCCAAAACAUGUUUCUGAAUUUAGAAGUGGAUGAAGAAAGUUUGGGAAUUCCCUCGUGCUUAUCUCUGAUAGAAAUUCUUGGCACGUACUUUGAUUUUACCAAAUCUCUUAAUUUUGAUGAAGAGUGCCAAUCCAUCACGGAUGACAAGUCUAUGAGUUAUAAUAUGGUGAAACUUUUCUCUGAUGAGUGCACAUCAAAGCAAAGCCUGGUGUUAUCACCCAUGUCACCAGAAAGUGAUCUUAUAAAUAUGUUGGAAACUGAAUAUUUUGGUGCCCUGGAGGGUACAUCUCAGGCCGAUUUUAAUUUGUUCAUGAAUCUAGUAACGUUUCAGGAAUUUGUGUUCCUUGAUGAGGAUUUCACUCAAAGCAUUGAAGCCUUCUAUCACAAAUCAUCAUCAGAUAUUCUAGAAUCAAGUAACUGGAUGUUUGAGAAAGAGUUUAACUUAAAGAAUUUUGAUGAAUUGAUUGUCAGCAAUGAGAUGGCACUAAUGGAUGACAAAUUCAAAUCAUUGCCUGUACCUGUUAUCUCUGAUUACAAAAAGCUUAUAGCUCUGCAUGAUAUCAUUCAAGAACUUUUUUCCAACUUGAAGACCCGUCCCCUAUCUGCAUCUGAUGGAAUAUACUUAAACUGGGAUCUACUAGAGGAAGAUGAAUGCAAUUACAAAAUUUCUAGUUGGCAUCAGAACAUAUGGGCCAAGAUAGAUCUGAAGAACCAAGGCUUCAUAGGGAAAUUUUGUGAGGAUGGAAAAUCAGUAUUUGAUCUUGUUUUAUCUGAGGAUACUACAGAUGCUCAUGACAAUAAUCAAAGUGAAGAGUUGCAGAAGUUGCUUUCUGAUAAUAUGUCUCUGCUUGACAUUAGUCCUACAGAAUUUGCUCCAAUCAAACAACUGGAACGUGGAUCUUCUACUAAAGAGAGUCAAGAGCCAUUACCUGAAAAAGGUGCUGAGAGGGCUUCUAGGUUAUUUAAGUCUGUGUCAGAGAUCAGCAGUCUUGAUUACUUCUUAAACCCUCAAAAAGCAACUGUUAGCCGGGAAUGUAAUUUUGCAGUAGAGUCUACAGAUACUAAUGCUCGGGUUCCAGAAUUUACACCUGCCAACAUAGAAUCUUCACGUGUUGCAGCUGAAGCAGAUGAUUUUGUGCCACUAAUAGCUGGAUUGAAAACUGACCAUGGUCAUCAAGGCAUGGAGCUUUUUACUGGGUCAGUUAUUAUUGUGAAUACUCAAAACGUAGAUAAGGAAGUGAUAUUCUCUAGAAGAAGCUCUUACCAAGUAAUUCUUGCGAUGGAGAAAGGAGGAAUUCAAGUUGUUGAACGUGAUUUGGAUUUACCUGUAGAUAUCAUACUAAGUUCUGCAAUUUGCUUGGCAUGGUACGAUAGUACAAAUCUUGCGAAGAAAGCAACACCAGUCACUGAAGCAUCUUCAAGCUUGCAUUUAUAUAUCGAGAAUAUUGCAGCAGAUGUUCUGACAAUGCUGAGUUUUUACUUCCGCGGAUGCUUUUUGGUCUUCGAGGGAGAAUAUAACUUCCUUUCAACUGUAAUGGAAUUCUCAGAUGCACUUUAUGCUGCAGCAUCAAGCUUGGGAAUUGAUUUACAGAUCUUCUUCUCUUACUCACCAGAAUUGACAACUGAAGUUAUAAUAAGCUGCAUUAAGAGUGUCACUAAAUCGAAAAUGGGUCUGUAUCCUAAAAUGACUGAGUCAGUAACUCUUGCAGAGUCAUUUCUUACACAAUUUCCUGGAGUAAAUCCUUUAACGGCACACUGUAUACUAUCUUCAGGGGUCACGCUCAAUGAGUUUCUUAGUUGGUCACAUGAACAAAGGAUGCAUGUUUUAGAGAAGUACAACGUUCCAGAAGAAAGUAUUUCUCUGUUCAGUGUUUUCUGUAAAUAUGGAGAGCGGGAGGAUUCAAAAUCCAUAAUGACAGACUGCUCCUCUUCGGUGUCAUCAGAACCAGACUCAGAUAAGUGUUAUCUAUCUCGUCAAGUUGACAAUCAAAGAAAAAGGAAAACUAAUGCAAGUAGUCACCAGAUGGAUGAACUACGUCUUGAGGAGUUGUUGCAAUUCAACACAUUAAAUCCAGUAGUUGAAGCUGUUCCGGAUUCCUCUGCUAUGCCAAAAUUCUGUGAUCUUGGUAUGCCAAAAGAUGCUGGGAGAUCCAGUGAGUUGGCAGAGGCUAGUUUACACAUGGGAGAAUUUUUCAAGCCAAAGCAAAGAUCCAGCAUGACUACAAUGAGAAACCCUGCCAGCUUUCCCCAGUCGUCGUGUGAUCUAUGGAACUUCAAAGAUGAAGAACUGCAGGUGGAACAGCCCCAUUCAUCUUUAAAAAAUAGAGAGUUUGCUCAAAAUGAUAUGCUGGACACUGCAACGAUGAGCACAGAACUGAAUUGGCAUAAACCAAGUAAUUCUAAGAAGAUGCAUGAGGACAUUAGAGGUGAGGUGGUUAACUUCACUGAUUUUCCCUUAUUAGAUAAAGACUUCUCUGUUUCUGAUUUCAUGAAGUUCCCAAGUUUGACGAUUGAAACCGAGAAAGAUCACAUAAGAAAGAACAAAAUUGCAAGGAGAUUGUCAUUUGAUGAUAGCUUUCACCCUGAAGGCAACCCAUCAAUGGCAUGUAGAUCUUCAAAAAAUACACCACAGGAAGUUGAUAACUAUGCUGAACCAGAUUUUGGGAAAGAUGUACUACCUCUUGGUUUCAAGCACGGUCAAAACAUUCUCGAAGAGGGUUUAGCUCAGACAUCUAUGGGAAACCUACAAAGAUUACCCUUCCAGGAGGAAAUGUCACAUUUGGGGAGAACUCCACUUUCACGCGCACGCUGGUCAACUAAUCCAGUGAAUUCACCUUGGACAACAGAAUUUAUGAACAGGUUUAAAGAGAAGAGCAAAUUGCGUCAAAAAUCGUUAUCAAGUGGGAAAUCUGCUCCUUGUUUUGGGUACCCAGGUAACACGUCCAACGUUUCUAAGAGAAGAAGUCCUUCAAUAAUUGAGUUGUUCAAGUACCAAUCUGGUGAGACUCUCGGAAACAUUCAACAGAAAAGGCAGAAGCAAUCUGGGCAAUCUUCAGAACCAGUCAAGAGAGGAAAAUAUUCCGCUUCGCUACCCUCACAUACUCCAAAUGAUAAGAUAUCAACCAAGACACUUACUUUUGGGAGGAAAGGAAGUGGAAGCCAAACUAAGCUGGUCUGGAGUGAUAGAGAUCAGUCACGGUAUCGGGCACAAUAAUCUAUCAUUGAAGUAACGAAUGGAG
Messenger RNA from Arachis duranensis, 3961 nucleotides. Its product is annotated as protein SHORTAGE IN CHIASMATA 1. The transcript is spliced from 7 exons. Bases 1 to 3936 code for a protein of 1311 amino acids. Gene Ontology annotation, biological process: reciprocal meiotic recombination; resolution of meiotic recombination intermediates. Lineage: Eukaryota; Viridiplantae; Streptophyta; Magnoliopsida; Fabales; Fabaceae. The record is from RefSeq and is a predicted model, not a curated record.